GCGUAGGCCAGUCAGCUCUACUAUUGUAAAAGCCAUCCAGAACAAUAUCGAUCAAGCAAACUCAUCAUCGUCCAAUCUUUCGACUGUGGAGGGGAAUUAUUCGAAAGCAAUUUCCUUGAGAAUCUAACCCCGACUCGUCAUGUCUUCGAAAGGGAAAAAGAGCAUCGAUGGUCCCAAAUCUUCAAGUGAAGAGAUCACAAUAUCAUCCAUGAAGAAAGAGCUCGAGCUGGAACAAAAGGCGAAGGACACCAUGGAAUGGAGCAAUGCCGAACUUGAGCGUAGUGUUCGAGCCAUGGAGGCCAAUGUGAUGCAACUGGAAUCCGGUAAUUUUGAUGCUGACGAUUCGGAAAUCAAGCAGAAAUAUGAGAACCAAAGGCAGCUCAAUGUCCAACUGCAAGAGCAGAAGCGUUGGCUUGAGCAUGAAUUGGAACAAGUUCGACUGAAAAUUCAGAACGAGAAGCAAUAUCCGAUGCCGGAUCCAUUUUCCCUGGAUUGGGACAAUCUUUCGGAGACAGAGCUUAAACGCCUGGUGGGUCAAUUGGAGAAGACUCGCAACGAUUUGAAGUCUGAUUUGCGGGAAAGACAAUGGCGUCUGGAUAAGGAAGGCAAAGAGUAUCAUCAUUACGACGACUUUUGUCGAAUGUAUACGGCGGAAAUCAAGAACUUGAACCGAAUCUUGGAAUCUCUCAUGAGAACGGGGAUGGUACCCACAUCCAUGUCUUCUUUGAGUCCGACCAAUGAGUUUCAUCACUCGGGAUUUCUAGAUUCCGUUUCGUCCCAAUUCCAAGCCCCUAACAUCUCCGCCUUUGGAUCGACUAAUCCUUCAUCAUCUCAAGGUCUGGCCGGUUCCGUGAGAAGGCAGGGUUCGCUCUCGCCCAGCCGAUCCCGCCCAAACGGAACGAAUAUUCUGGCUGGUGUUCCAAGCAGCAAGAGCCUUCCGCGGAGGAACGGAUCAGUAAACCGAGCAGACGAUCAAACACGAGGACGAAAUGUGAGACCGUUGCCCAAGAUUGUGGGAAAAAGACCUUCGGAGAGAAUGCUGCCCCAGACAAAGGCUACAGGCACUGAAGGGAAAAAAUGAAACUGUUUUCUCUCUGUGGCAUCUUUACUUUUCUUACCUGUCUGGAAGUCUGGAAGAAAAGUCUUCCAGUCCAAACUUGGAAUGAGAGUGAAAUAUGGUAGAAUUGUUGAAUGAAUUAGGUUUUUAUUUGAAGAAUAUGAAGUGAUAUGGAUGAAUGAGUAAUGGAAUGUGGAAAAAGACAAUUUUGGCAUGUCGCAUACUAAAAGCAGCCGGAUGAAAACUUGGUGCGUUUGAAAUAUACGCUUUUGACCAAACAUG
Messenger RNA from Tigriopus californicus, 1339 nucleotides. RefSeq lists its product as uncharacterized. Bases 140 to 1081 code for a protein of 313 amino acids. NCBI's taxonomy places the organism in Eukaryota, Metazoa, Arthropoda, Copepoda, Harpacticoida, Harpacticidae. The record is from RefSeq and is a predicted model, not a curated record. The transcript is spliced from 3 exons.